AGAGUCACAUGUAGGGUGGAAUAAAUGGAAAAUUGACAGUAAAUCAAAGGAAAAAGGGCGACUUUGUCGUCAUGCCUACUUAAAACCCUUUGAAAAAAUCAGUAUAACUUCUGUUUUCUCUUUAUUUGCAUAAAGUUUUGUCGCUUUUAGAUUUCUGUGAGCUGUUUUAUAGUCAGAAACCGCUGGAGAAAAGAAAAAAAUCAGGAAUGAGUGAAGGCGUGAAAUACUAGAAAUAAGAACUUUUUUUUCUAAUUUUCCAAAUUUAAACGUCACCUUUUUUAUUUUGUAAUGAAUUAUAGCAAAUUCUUGUUUUAGAAUUGGACCUACCUCCUUAAUUGUAAAGGAGAUUCUUGAAUUUUAAACCUUUAAUUUUUUCAAAAUUUUAGGGUUUUACAUUUUUUUUUCGUAACUUCUCUAGCCACUGCCCAACUACUUUCUUAAUCUUUAUUCCCCAAUUUGAUGAAAGGUUCGAUUCAAGCACUAAUUUGUGCUAAUACCCAUUUGCAAUUGUGGAUUCUUGAAUAUUUUUUUUGGUACGUUUAUUUCAAGAUUAAUUGUUGAGUGUUUUAGUGUAAUUUGUGUGUCAUUUACUUGAAAAAAUGGAACAACCCAAUUCACCUGUAAGAUUCAAAUUGGGAAAACAGUCUUCUUUAGCACCAGAGAGAGGUGAAAGGGAAGAUGGUGAAGAUGGGGUUGUAAUUGAUAUUGAUCCAAGGGUAAGGCUAAUGUAUUCAGCGAACGAGGCUGAUAUAGAAGGGAUAAAAGAGCUAUUGGAAUGUGGAACUGAUGUUAAUUUUAGGGACAUUGAUAAGAGGACUGCACUUCAUGUUGCUGCUUGCCAAGGUUCCACUGAUGUUGUGCAGCUGUUGCUUGAUAAUGGUGCUCAAGUUGAUCCUAAAGAUCGUUGGGGUAGCACGCCGCUUGCAGAUGCAAUACAUUAUAAAAAUCAUGAAGUGAUCAAGCUACUGGAGAAACACGGUGCCAAGCCUCCAAUGGCUCCCAUGCAUGUUAAUACUUGUCGUGAAGUGCCGGAAUAUGAAAUCGAUGCUAAAGAACUUGAUUUUACUAAUAGCAUUGAGUUGAGCAAGGGGACGUUCCAUAUUGCCUUAUGGCGUGGAAUACAAGUUGCUGUAAAAAAGUUUGGGGAGGAUGUGAUUGCUGAUGAGGAUAAAGUGAGGGCAUUUCGAGAUGAGCUUGCGUUGCUCCAGAAGAUAAGACAUCCUAAUGUUGUCCAGUUUCUUGGUGCCGUAACACAAAGUAGUCCUAUGAUGAUAGUGACGGAAUACUUACCAAAGGGUGACCUCCGUCAAUAUUUGAAUAGAAAAGGAGCGCUUAAACCAACAAAAGCUCUCAGAUUUGCAAUGGACAUCGCGAGGGGACUGAACUAUUUGCAUGAACAUAAAGAAGCAAUUAUUCAUCGUGACCUUGAGCCUUCAAAUAUUUUGCGGGAUGAUACUGGACAUCUGAAAGUUGCUGACUUUGGAGUAAGCAAGCUACUGAAAGUUACCAGCAGAGUUAAAGAAGACAAGCCUCUGACAUAUGAAGACAGUUAUCGCAGAUAUGUAGCUCCAGAGGUUUUCAGGAACGAGGAAUAUGAUACCAAAGUUGAUGUCUUUUCAUUUGCUUUAAUUUUACAAGAGAUGAUUGAAGGCUACCCCCCUUUCCACGCAAAGGAAGAAAAUGAUGUACCUAAAUUAUAUGCUGCUAAAGAGCGCCCUCCUUUUAAAGCCCCCGCAAAGUUUUAUGCUCAUGGAUUGAAAGAGUUGAUUGAGGAGUGUUGGAGUGACAAGCCAGCGAAGCGUCCAAGUUUCAAGCAAAUUAUCCCAAGGCUUGAGUCCAUUUAUAAAAAGUUUGACCGCAAGAACAAUUGGACGGUUAUUAGGCCAUUGAGAUGCUUUCAACAUUUAGAGGCAAUGUGGAAGAAAGAUACUCCAAAUUUAAGUAGCCGGAAUGGUUCAUCUCGGUCAACGUGCCACAUCUAGCAGGUUUUAUGGAAAUAAGCAAUUUUUCAUUUGCUCAACUGUGCAUAAAGUUUCUUUACUUCUCCAGAUUUCUGCAAAAUUUUCAGUUGCUUUUGGUAAUAGGCUAUUGGAUUAUUUCUUUAGUUUCAAAUCUUCUAUUCUUGUCAUUGGUAUGACGAUCUUCCCCUAAGUUUUAUGUUGUUUUCUUGUAUAUUAAACAUUAACCCCAUGUUCUUCUUUUCCUUUCAUCUUUUGAAGAAUUCAGACAAUGUUGAAGUUUAAAAGGCUUAUGCCUUAUUUUAUAUGAAUUUCUUUUACGUUU
Nicotiana attenuata is the source of this 2283-nucleotide messenger RNA. RefSeq names its product serine/threonine-protein kinase HT1-like. Gene Ontology annotation, biological process: protein phosphorylation. Bases 600 to 1982 code for a protein of 460 amino acids. The transcript is spliced from 12 exons. Gene Ontology annotation, molecular function: protein binding; ATP binding; protein kinase activity. The record is from RefSeq and is a predicted model, not a curated record. NCBI's taxonomy places the organism in Eukaryota, Viridiplantae, Streptophyta, Magnoliopsida, Solanales, Solanaceae.